Messenger RNA from Paramecium octaurelia, 534 nucleotides. Lineage: Eukaryota; Ciliophora; Oligohymenophorea; Peniculida; Parameciidae. The record is from the annotation of a GenBank genome assembly.
AUGUGUGUUAGUGGUGGCGGAUCAUAUGAUUAGGAAGGUUUUGGCAUUAAAAUUGGGUAAUGGAUUGAUUUGAAGGAGGAAUUUAGACGAAAACACAAUUGUAAUCCAUUAAUGUCAAUAUAAAAAUGGUAAAAAUUUGGUAAAUGUGAUAUGAAAUGGAAUUGGACAAUGUAAUAUAUAUCAAUUAUGGAUUAAUCUUAUGCUUAUGCCAGUGGAUCAUAUUAAGAAGAUGGUAUAAAAAUUGGGUAAUGGAUUGAUUUUGCUGAAGGAUUUAGUUUUGGAUAACAAUUAAUUUUUAAAGACGAAUAUAAAAAUGGUCGAAAAUUUGGUAAUUGGAUGUUUAGUAUCGAAUUUGUUUAAGUUACCCUGAUUUACAACAAUCUUUCCCAAAAAUGUAUACAAUAAUAUAUAAAGGCCUUAAUUAAUCCAAUAAUGUACGAUAGUGGUAGUGGGUCGUAUGAUGAAGAAGAUAAAGGUUAUAAGAUUGGGCAUAGGAUUGAUUUGGAAUUAAAUAAUUUAUAGUGGUCUAUAUGA